This is a messenger RNA of Labrus mixtus (cuckoo wrasse), 4241 nucleotides long. Its product is annotated as NACHT, LRR and PYD domains-containing protein 12-like. The transcript has 11 exons. The record is from RefSeq and is a predicted model, not a curated record. Gene Ontology annotation, molecular function: protein binding. Lineage: Eukaryota; Metazoa; Chordata; Actinopteri; Labriformes; Labridae. The coding region runs from base 91 to 3159 and encodes 1022 amino acids.
UUAGAUCAAACUGGUUUCUCUUGUUUGGUGUGUUUUGAUCUCUCAGUGAGUGUUUCUGUUUUUCCUCUCAGACUGACUUCAGAUCAGAACAUGGACGUGUGUUUAGAGGACGAGGAGGACGGAGCAGAGUCUCCUGUACCCAGCUGUCUGUCUCUGAAGAGUGAUCGGUCCAGACAUGAACCUCUAAACUUCAGUAAAGAACCUGGACCCUCAGACACAAAAUUUGAGUGGAGCAGACAGAGAGCAGAGUCUCAUGAACCCAGCUGUCUGUCUAAGAAGAGUGAUCUGUCCAAAGAUGAUCCUUGUAACUUCAGUAAAAAACAUGGACUCUCAGACACAAAGGGGACGAAGAGGACUCAUGUUAUAGAGGAGCAGCCGUCCUGUCCUGUGUGUCAGGACGUCCUGAAGGAUCCCGUUUCUACCAGCUGUGGACACUGGUUCUGCAGACAGUGCAUCACCUCAUACUGGGACCAGUCUGGUUCACCACGAGACUCGUCCUGUCCUCAGUGUGGAGAAAGAUCCAGAACAGGACCUGGACUGCAGACAGUCAGUCAGAGCAGCACUGAACAAAUAGAUAGAGGUCUGCAGGAGGUUUUAGAUGAACAUAAGGUCAGUCUGAGGAGGAGAUGUGAAUGUGUGACUGAAGGAAGUGAUGAAACAGGAAGUAGAACCCUCCUCAACAGGAUAUACACUGAGCUCUACAUCACAGAGGGACAGAGUGAAGAAGUGAACACCCAACAUGAGGUGAGACAGAUUGAGACAGACUCUAAAAAGAGGACCCUCCAUGAGACUCCAAUCAAGUGCCAGGACAUCUUUAAAGCCUUACCCAACCAACAGAACCAAAAGACAGAAGCUCAACCCGACCAACAGAACCAAAAGACAGAAGCUCAACCAGACCAACAGAAACCCAUCAGAGUGGUUCUGACAAACGGCGUCGCUGGUGUUGGAAAAACCUUCGCAGUGCAGAAGUUCACUCUGGACUGGGCAGAGGGCUCAGAGAACCAAGACCUCAGUUUGGUGAUCCUGCUUUCAUUCAGAGAGCUGAACAUGAUCAGAGAUAAGCGGCACAGUCUUCUUGAGUUGCUCCGUGUUUUCCAUCCAACAUUACAGAAGGUCACAGCAGAGACGCUCGCUGUCUGUAAACUGUUGUUCAUCUUUGACGGCCUAAAUGAAAGCAGACUGUCAUUGGACUUCAAAAACAGGAAGUUUGUUUCUGAUGUCACACAGAAGUCAUUGUUAAACACACUGUUCACAAACCUCAUCAAGGGGAAUCUGCUUCCCUCAGCUCUCAUCUGGAUAACUUCUCGACCUGCAGCAGCCAAUCAGAUCCCUUCUUCAUGUGUUGACAGGGUAACAGAAGUACGAGGCUUCACUGACGCCCAGAAGGAGGAAUACUUCAGGAAGAGGUUCAGUGAUAAAGAAGAUCUGUCCAGCAGAAUCAUCUCACACAUCAAGACAUCCAGGAGCCUCCACAUCAUGUGUCUGAUCCCGGUCUUCUGCUGGAUCACUGCCACAGUUCUGCAGCACAUGAUGAGCACAGAGCAGAGAGGAGAGCUGCCCAAGACCCUGACUGACAUGUACUCACACUUCCUGCUGCUGCAGACAAAGAGGAAGAAACACAAGUAUGGUGAGGGAUUUCAGAUGAGUCCACAUGAGCUGAUGGAGGCUGACAGGGAAGUUCUUCUGAAACUGGGGAGGCUGGCGUUUGAACAUCUGGAGGACGGAAACAUCAUGUUCUACCAAGAAGACCUGGAGCGGUGUGGUCUGGAUGUCACAGAGGCCUCGGUGUACUCAGGAGUUUGUACAGAGAUCUUCAAAACAGAGUGUGUGAUCUUCCAGAAAACAGUCUACUGCUUUGUUCAUCUGAGCGUUCAGGAGUUCCUGGCUGCAGUCUACAUGUUCCACUGUUUGACAAACAGGAACACAGUUGUAGUGAAGGCUUUCCUUAAAGACAUCAACAUCAUUUUUCAAACUCCUGAAAGUGAUGACUUAUCCCUGGAUAUCUUCCUGAGGAGUGCCAUGGAGAAAUCCCUGAAAAGUAUAAAUUGUCACCUGGACCUGUUUGUUCGCUUCCUUCAUGGCCUCUCUCUGGAGUCCAACCAGAGACUCUUAGGAGGCCUGCUGGGUCAGACAGACAACAGUCCAGAAAUGAUCCAAAGAGUCAUCAACAAGCUGAAGAAGAUGAACACUUAUGAAAUCUCUCCAGACAGAAGCAUCAACAUAUUCCACUGUCUGACGGAGAUGAACGACCUCUCAGUCCAUCAGGAGAUUCAAGAGUUCCUGAAGUCAGAGAACAGAUCAAAGAAGGAACUGUCUGUGAUCCACUGCUCUGCUCUGGGCUACAUGCUGCAGAUGUCCAAGGAGGUUCUGGAUGAGUUGGACCUGGAGAAGUACAAGACAUCAUACAAGGGACGAUGGAGACUGAUUCCAGCUGUGAGGAACUGCAGGAAGGCAAAUCUGCACCGAUGCCAAGUCAAGGAAACAUACUGUGACGUCGUGGCCUCGGCUCUGAAGUCCAACCCCUCCCAUCUCAGAGAGCUGGACCUGAGAGGGAAUGGGCUGCAGGAUUCAGGAGUGAAGCUGCUGUGUGAGGGACUGCAGAGUCCAAACUGCAGACUGGAGACUCUGAGAUUGAGUCUCUGCAGGUUGUCAAAGAUCAGCUGUUCUUCUCUGGCCUCAGCUCUGAAGUAUAACCCCUUCCAUCUCAGACAGCUGGACCUGAGCUCCAACAACAAGCUGCAGGAUUCAGGAGUGAAGCUGCUGUGUGAUUAUCUGCGGAGUCCAAACUGUAGACUGGAGACUCUGAGAUUGAGUGGCUGCAGUUUGUCAGAGAUCAGCUGUUCUUCUCUGGCCUCAGCGCUGAAGUCCAACCCCUCCCAUCUCAGAGAGCUGGACCUGAGCAGAAACAUGCUGCAGGAUUCAGGAGUGAAGCUGCUGUGUGAUUAUCUGCAGAGUCCAAACUGCAGACUGGAAACUCUGAGAUUGAGGAACUGCAGUUUGUCAGAGACUAGCUGUUCUUCUCUGGCCUCAGCUUUGAAGUCCAACCCCUCCCAUCUCAGAGAGCUGGACCUGAGUGGGAACAAGCUGGAUUCAGGAAAGAAACUGCUGAGAGAUCUUGAGAGGAAUCCAAACUAUCGACUGGAGACUCUGAGGGGAUGAUGAUCUCUGACAGAAUGUGAGUGAUCAGGACGCUGGUGGUGCAGAGGAGCAGCUGUGUCCUGAUGAUCCACAGAGGAUGAACCUCCACCAGCUUGUGGGUGGAAAAGCUCUGAAAGCUGAGGAGAGCUUCAUCCAUCAGGGACUGACAGAGGAAUCACCCUAAAGUUUAUUUCAGUUUUAUUUCUAAUGAACUUGUUCUCCACACAUUACAGGAGAGGAAGGUCAAACAUGAAACAGCUGGUAGAAAUGUUAAGGGAUCAAAAGCUACCAAUAAAUGCUGCAGUUAUUCUUCUCAUGUGAUGAUUAUUUUGAUUCUAUUUCUUACAAAAAGUACAAACCAGAACUUGUAUGUAUUGAAGUAAUAUUCUCUUUAAAGCCUCUUUAAAACAUGCCCUGCACUCCUAAAAUGUCCUGACCUCAUCAGGCUGAGCUGCAUGUGUGAACAGGAAGUGUCCUUUCACACUAAUUAUUUUGGCUCCAGAAUUUGUGUUUGACUCUGAUGGUUAAAAAACGGUGUUUAUACAUUUCUCUUCUGGUCGACAUCGUGCAUCAACUGCAUGAGAUGUUAAGAUCAAUGGUCGCUCAAUGAGUCAGGUUUCUGAGGUCACAUAUCGAGAUCUACUGCUGGAUUCUUGUCUGACAUUCCAGUUAGUCUGAGGAAUAAUCCUGGUUUCACCAUUAUCACCGUUAUUUUACAUGAAUUUCACAACAUUACAAACAUGUAUAAAAUCACAUGAACAGUAAAUAGACUUGAGCUUGUUUAUUUAUUUUCUAGUCUUCUGACUACUAAAAGCGCUUUUACGCAUUCAUACGCCGCCGACGAAGCAGCGGGAACAACUUGGGUUUAAGUGUCUUUCCCAAGGACACAUCGGACAUGUGGCUGCAGGAGCUGGGGGUCAAACACUCGACCUUCCUGUUGAGAGACAACCGACUCUACCGCUGCGCCACAGCCAUCUCUCCCUUCUGAAUCUGAAGCUUUGUGAAAAAUAUAUCUAGUUGGCUUUUUUCACUUAAACUGUCGCUGCCUUUUGAAGCAUACAUGAUAAUUGAACAGUGAUAAUAAAACAUAAUGAACUUCAGAA